AUUCUUGUGAAUGAAUCUACGACACUUCAUCGUCACGCUGAGGCUAAUUUUGCGGGAAAGUAUCGACAGUGGGCAAAGAAGCACUCUUUUGAGUCUAUGCUACCUGGCGAUAUCAAAGCUCGGAAGGAGAAAGCCGAGCAGGCGCAGCAGACAAUCAAUUUGCACCUGACUGAACGCAAACUCGCUGAGCGAGUUAUACCAUACUCAAAUAAGUUAUUCAAACGAGCCACGAUCGAAUGGUUAGUUGCAACAGACCAACCUAUCCAAGCCAUCGAGCACCCAAAGUUCCAAGACAUGAUCAAUGUCGCUUCACGGGCAACGAACGGAGUCAAAAUCCCCAAUCGUAAAGCCACCCGAGCUGAGAUCAUGCGAAUAUUCAAGAAACCUGACGAGACUCCAGACAACGUUAAAUGUGAGUCGCAAUCUAGUGCUGCGUGCUGCUUCUCAUUUUUCAACACAGAGCGCUGCUGUUAG
Suillus fuscotomentosus is the source of this 474-nucleotide messenger RNA. RefSeq lists its product as uncharacterized. The annotation marks the transcript as partial. The transcript is spliced from 3 exons. NCBI's taxonomy places the organism in Eukaryota, Fungi, Basidiomycota, Agaricomycetes, Boletales, Suillaceae. The record is from RefSeq and is a predicted model, not a curated record.